This is a messenger RNA of Aspergillus calidoustus, 1059 nucleotides long. The record is from the annotation of a GenBank genome assembly. NCBI's taxonomy places the organism in Eukaryota, Fungi, Ascomycota, Eurotiomycetes, Eurotiales, Aspergillaceae.
AUGGUCAAAACCUGCUCGACUUCUCAUGGAUUGCGGAAAUCCCAUCUCAAGGUCACAAACUCCAUCGCCUACACCAUGAGAGCCUGGUCGCGAAUACAAUUGUCAUUAAGCAACAAGGCCGUUCCACCUGUUGCGACCGAAGCCACACGAACAAAUCAAGCCCUCUCCCUUCGCGACGGUCGCAUUCUCGGAUUCGCCGAGUAUGGCGCUCCUACUGGGUUCCCCGUGCUCUACUUUCAUGGCUUCCCUUCAUCGCGUCUUGAAGGAAGUGGAGUGGAGGGCAACGCGCGACGGCGGGGCCUUCGCAUCAUCUCCCUGGAUCGACCGGGGUACGGUCUAUCAACGUUUAGACAAAAUCAGCGGAUCACAGAUUGGCCCGGGGAUGUGAAAUCACUCGCUGAUCAUCUCCGGCUUCCUCGUUUCGCAGUAUUAGGAGGAUCGGGUGGUUCGCCGUAUGCACUCGCCUGUGCUCAUGCGCUCCCACACGACAGACUAUCCGCAGUUGGAAUUCUCGCAGGCGCAGCGCCGUGGGAUGCUGGGCUCCAGCACGUAUCAACCCCACGAAGGCUCCUGUCAUGGGCUGCGACAUCAUCACCGACUGCUCUGGGAAGCGUGUUUAACGGCAUAAUCGGUGUCUCCCGAUGGGCCGCAAACACCUCACCCGUCACACGCUGGAUAGACAAUUGGCUUGAGAAACAGGAAAGCCCGGAGAACAGUGAUCUAUCAACCAAGCAGCGACGCGAACAGGUCCUAGCAAUGGCGUUUGAAGCUUUUGCACAGGGAUCCGCGGCAACUGUGCAGGAGGCGUCUCUACUCUCGCACGACUGGGGAUUUCGGUUAGAGGAUGUGAGCUACGAUAAGAUCCAGAUCUGGCACGGUGAAAAGGAUGCGAAUGUGCCCAUUGAGAUGAUUCGCAAUAUGGCUGAGCGGCUUCCUCAUGCAGACCUGCGUGUGUAUGAGGGCGAGACGCACUAUACCUUGAGUCGACACAUUGAUGAGAUCUUCGCCGAGUUGGUCCCGGAUUCUUUGAUACAGCGACACAUGAGAGAAAACCGAUGA